Molecule: messenger RNA, 408 nt
Organism: Phycomyces blakesleeanus NRRL 1555(-)
Lineage: Eukaryota; Fungi; Mucoromycota; Mucoromycetes; Mucorales; Phycomycetaceae
Exons: 3
Coding region: 1-408 (135 amino acids)
Source: RefSeq, a predicted model, not a curated record
AUGGUGCGAGCUGCCACUAAUGCUCAUGGAAGACAAGCUGCAAGAGAAACUGAAGUGACACUUCAACUGCUGCGUAAUGGCAUAUGUGUUAAACAAGAAUGUCAUUGUUGCUUUAAUGAAAAAAACUGUUCUGGGCUGAUGAUCAGAUCAGUAAUUUCUGAAGGCAAGUCAGAGGAUGAGUUUCCUGGGAGACCUUGCAAGCGCAUUGUAAAGGUUACCUGCCAUUUUUGGAGAAGUGAUGAGUUUAACAACCUCAUCUUCAACAUUGAUGAGAUUGUGAAAGCAAACUUAGGUAACAACAUUUGCCAGUUGUUAGACAGAAAUCUCACCCGCCUGUCUGAGAAACCAGUUCCCAAUGACGUCACAUUAUGUUUCUUUCCGUGGACCCUUAGAGAUGGGCCAAAAUAA